AUGGGCAGCAAGAAGAAGGAAAUUGCCCUGCAGGUUAACAUCAGCACUCAGGAGCUUUGGGAGGAAAUGCUCAGUUCCAAAGGACUAACUGUUGUCGAUGUCUAUCAAGGCUGGUGUGGGCCCUGCAAACCCAUGGUGAGCCUCUUCCAGAAGAUGAGGAUCGAGGCCGGCCUGGACCUUCUGCAUUUUGCAUUAGCAGAAGCAGAUUGUCUUGAAGUCCUUGAAAAAUACCGUGGGAAGUGUGAGCCGACCUUUCUGUUUUAUGCAGGUGGAGAGCUGGUGGCCGUGGUUAGAGGCGCCAAUGUCCCACUGCUGCAGAAAACCAUCCGAGAGCAGCUGGAGGCUGAAAAGAAAGUUCUAGCCGAAGGCUGUGAGCGCAAAGUGAUUAGAGAUGAGGCUCUGUCUGAUGAAGAUGGAUGUCUCUCCCACGACAAGGACAUUGGUGACGACGAGGACAUGGGUGAGUGCAGAACCACUCAGCAAGCUUCAUCAGGGACGAUCUGCACCUUGGCCAUCAUUAAGCCAGACGCAGUGGUCCAUGGAAAGACUGAUGAGAUUAUUAUGAAGAUCCAUGAAGCCGGUUUUGACAUUUUAGCAAAUGAAGAGAGAACCAUGACAGAAGCAGAAAUGCAGCUUUUCUAUCAGCACAAAGCUGGAGAGGAGGCAUUUGAGAAGCUGGUUCAUCACAUGUGCAGUGGACCGAGCCACCUCCUGAUCCUCACCAGGCCUGAGGGCACUGAGGACGUGAUCACUGCCUGGCGAACACUCAUGGGGCCCUGUGACCCUAAUGUAGCAAGGAGGGAGCAGCCUGACAGUCUCCGUGCUCAGUUCGGCACAGAAAUGCCCUUCAACGCAGUCCACGGAAGCCAGGACAGAGAGGACGCCAGCCGAGAACUGGCAUUGCUCUUCCCCACAUUUAAGUUUUCAGAUGAAGUUCUAGAAGCCUCUCUAUCUAAACACUUUUCCACAAAAGAAACACCAGGUUCCAGAUGGCUUCACUUGUACAUUCUACCAAAAUUUAAGAAAGAAUACCAAUGCUUCACAAAUUCUUAG
This is a messenger RNA of Enhydra lutris kenyoni (northern sea otter), 1053 nucleotides long. Its product is annotated as NME/NM23 family member 9. Lineage: Eukaryota; Metazoa; Chordata; Mammalia; Carnivora; Mustelidae. The transcript is spliced from 11 exons. Gene Ontology annotation, biological process: CTP biosynthetic process; UTP biosynthetic process; GTP biosynthetic process. The coding region runs from base 1 to 1053 and encodes 350 amino acids. The record is from RefSeq and is a predicted model, not a curated record. Gene Ontology annotation, molecular function: nucleoside diphosphate kinase activity.